AUGUUUUCUGAUAAUUAUAAGUCAAAACGUAAACGACAAAAGCUAAUAGAAGAGCACAUGUGGUUUAUCGUCAACAUUAACGAAAGCAACAACAAACAAAAAACUUGUAUUGAAAAAGAUACACGGGCGACCGAAGCACAUGUUCCAUUGCGUGUUUUAGAAAUAGAUGAUAAGUUCAAUUUAUCAAAAGAACAGUACAUUGACUGGCUACGACCAGUUAAUAAAACUCUUGCGAAUAAUGCAUUGGCAACAUUCCGUGAUAAUAUUA
This is a messenger RNA of Racocetra fulgida, 268 nucleotides long. Lineage: Eukaryota; Fungi; Glomeromycota; Glomeromycetes; Diversisporales; Gigasporaceae. The record is from the annotation of a GenBank genome assembly.